AGACAAUCUGACACAAAACGAAGCAUGAAUAAAUUAUAAUUGAAUCGUCCAGACCUGUGAAUUGUGUAAAUAUGUAUGAGUCCCACAACGGCGAAGGCCUUGCUCAUAAAUUAUUAAUUAUGUUAUGUGACGUUCUUCGAGCAGGUCCUACCUGAUUUGCUGAGAGCCAGUUGAGUGAGCGUAGGAAAACUAGCGGAAGCCUAGACUAAUUAAUAUUAAUUAUUUUGCUCAAUGACUGGCAUUUGCCUUAUGAAUAUUAAUUAGGCUGUGUCACUGGACGAUCCAGGAAAGUGAACAGGACGAAAUUAAUAUUCAUCAUAUCAAGCCAUAUACGCCAGUCCGCGAACAAAUCAACUGCACUCGUCUGCAAACUGAUUAUAUGUUUUCACCAGAAAGCGACUGAUGACUACAAAGCUAUAAAUGAUUAUACCUUAUAAUCAGAAAUGUGUCGUUGACCUUUCGUGUAAACCACACCCAGAACGACAGUUUUAACAGGUGAGGUCAGGUAGACUCCUGUCACUAAACCGUGCUACUCGACAGCAGGACAAACUGGAUGUCAUGGCUGUGCCUUUACCGAAUGACAGCAGCAAUGCAGCGUUCGACUGGUUCAAUGAAUUCCAGCGCAGCUGCAUUUUGAAGAAUGGGAUUGUUCCAGAAUGGUUCCAUGGAAUCAUAUCCAGAAAGGCUGCGGAGGACAUGCUGAUGUGCAAACCUCCCGGUUACUUCCUCAUUCGUGUUGGUGAGAGCAGGGUGGGUUAUACAUUAUCUUAUCGAGCUGAAGAUCGCUGCAGACACUUCAUGAUUGACGUCUUGCAUGAUAACCAGUAUAUUAUAGUGGGAGAAAACACACCCUUCUCUUCCCUCCAUGACUUGGUGGCCUUUCAUCGCAGAAGCCCCAUUCUCCCCUACAAUGACUUGCUCACUGUGGCCUGCGAACAGGGUGAUAAAAAUAACUACGCUGAGCUGUUGUUUCCUCAAAAGAAAGAUAAAAACCCUGGACAGGUUGAAUGGAUGAAAUGUUCAACUCCAACACAUACUGCUCAUUCAAAUAUUUCUGAACACAACCCAACUCCGCCGGCCCAAAAUGAAUCAUUUAUGCAACCUACAAGUCUUUCUGCGAGACUGUAUCCCAGCUUGGAGACAGAAAUGAGCUCUUUGAAUCUACAGAGCACGAAUCAGCCCACAAAGCCCAUUCCAAAGCCUAGGACAAUAUUCAAAUCCAAAACACCAACUGACGACACGCCACCACAGUUGCCUCCCAGAUCAUGCUUGCCAAAUCGCCCGCAAGCCACCGCAGAUGCUGACAGAUCCCAAGGGAUGAUGCCGAUAAGCUCCGAUAGACAUCAUAUCCCACCCGACGCACCCGUCGAAGGCCGUUCCCAACAGAAAAACCAUCAACCAUUGAAUCCGGUGGUCAUGGGCCUGGCGCAAAUCAAGAAAAAGCUUAAAAAGAGCCGCUCCAAGGAGAACAUGUAUGAGGAGAUUGUUCAAGAUCAAGAAAAUGCUACUUUUUCUGCUUUGGAGAGUAGUAACGUGAACCCUGAGCAACUGGAGGAAAAUGACUAUCAGGAAAUACUUGAAAAAUCCACAGUUGAAGGCCGUCGGGCAUCUGAUGGGAUUCCCAACUCCGCAGAUAGACAGUUACCUUUGGAGUACUUGAAUCCACCUCCUUUUGCACCUGGUUACUAGAUAAAAACAUCACGUGUGGUUUUACCCAGAGCAUUUGUUUUAUUGUCACUGAAUAAUGUGAAAUCUAUCUCUUUGUUGUGAUGUUCUGUUUUAUUAUGCUACAUUUACAUUUCUGACUCCACACAUGCUGAACAGAGGUUUGUAACCUGGAAAAACCUGCUGGACAUGGUAAUAUAUUAAUAUAAUGAAAACAGAGCAUGUUGUGCCUGUGGGCAUGAAUUUGAAUAUAUUUCUGGAUUAUACUUCCUAAAAUCUGGCACUUUACAUAUCAGGAAAAAAAAAACAUUGUAAAUAUCAGCUUUUUAUUGCAGUUGGUCAAUAAAUGUACAGGUGAUACAAUAAUUAACAUGUUGUUUCUUCCAUGUACCUUGGAAUAUCAUGUAAAUUGUGUGGUGCAUGAUUCUGUUCAUCAUUUUGCAGGUUGAAGCUGGUUUGUCAUGAGAUAACUGGUCUUCCAGGCUGGUCUUCAGUUGGAUUAGCUGGUAAAAAAGCGACGAAAACCCCUUUGAUACAAUUAAAUUAGAUCUAAGACAAGUAUUUGCUGUUUGUAGUCAAGUCGAGGUUUAUUGUAAUUCCGCUAAAUGUGUGGACAUACAUUGCAACGGACACAGGACCACAGUGCUACAUACGUAAACAUAAACAUACAACAUUAGACUUAAGAAACUUUUUUUUUAAAACCUGUACAAAGCUAACUUACUGAAAGCAGUAAUAUAACUAUUAUCAAUAAUUGAAUAUACAUACACAAGUAUUGAGACAGACUAUAUAAAUUUACACAAUGACUGUACAUGCAAAAGAGUUAUUUAAGCGUAUGAAGAAAAUAGUACAAUGUGAUUUGUGGUGCAUUCGCAAGUAAACGUUAUGCUGAUGAAGUCCUUGUUAUGAAAUAUUUAUAAAAAUCUGGUGCAUAUAGAGAUAGCAAAAUAUUGUGUUAGGUGGUUUGUCCAGCCAAUACACCUGUGUGAUCCUGUGAAACCUGUGUAUAUUAAAUUU
Molecule: messenger RNA, 2679 nt
Organism: Carassius gibelio (silver crucian carp)
Lineage: Eukaryota; Metazoa; Chordata; Actinopteri; Cypriniformes; Cyprinidae
Gene: hsh2d
Product: hematopoietic SH2 domain containing
Exons: 6
Coding region: 559-1689 (376 amino acids)
Cellular component (GO): cytoplasm
Source: RefSeq, a predicted model, not a curated record